Molecule: messenger RNA, 1086 nt
Organism: Durotheca rogersii
Lineage: Eukaryota; Fungi; Ascomycota; Sordariomycetes; Xylariales; Xylariaceae
Exons: 1
Coding region: 151-735 (194 amino acids)
Source: RefSeq, a predicted model, not a curated record
CAGCCAGCUUUGCUUGACCGGCAACGUUGCUUAACACUAAUUCUAUAAUUCACGAGCCACGCCUCAUACCUACCUACCUCCUAACUCCUAACUCCUAAUAAUCUUUAACCGAAAAAGGCAGAUUGUUUGUCUUACCGUUCGAUCAUCAAGAUGAAGUUCACCACUGCUGCCAUCGCCCUUCUCUCCGCCGCCCUCACGCUGGCGGCGCCUACUAGUCUUGAGGAACGUCAGGAGCCUGCCUACGUCGGCUUCGCGGUGCCUUCGGUCCUCAAGGUCCACGACAUCCCGACCAACCUGAACACUGCCAGCACCAAGACGUCGACGCUGCGCAGCGGAAACCAGGAGACCAGCACACUAUACGACAUCCCGAUCCCGCGGGCAGCGGCGGGGCGGACGUGCCGCGUCGUGCUCCGCUCUGGCGCCGCGGGCGACUUCGUGCUGGGCACGCGCACGGUCGACCUGUUCAGCAACACGUUCACGAACCUAGCAAAGCUGACGUCGGGCAACCUGCGCAACCAGCACCUCGCGCGGCUCGUCUACACGCCGAGCUCGGGCCUCUACGCCUACGACGAGAACACGGUCCCCGACUCGCCCGCCAAGAGCUUCCCCUGCCCCGCCGGCACCACGCUCCACUGCGAGACCGUCGCCGUGGGUGGGUACUCCGUCAACGUCAUCGCGCAGGCCUCCGCCGCGGGCACGACCGCGCCCAACGGCAUCAGCGUCGGCUGGUACUAAGCUAGCGUCGGUGUGCUCGUAGGCGCCCGCCGUCCUCACCUAAGUCUGCCUUGUCUGACCUGCGGCCCCCUCGGUGAGGUGGUGGGUAAGCACUGACACACCACGUGUGGCAUGUGCCCACUUGCCUACGUGCGCUUGCAUAAGGUGGAGUUGUUGGGGUUGUCUUGAGGAUAGGUUUCCUACUGUCUGACAUGCCUUUUCACUCAAACUAUGCUUAUAUCAUAAGUUGUAGAAAGGAGUCGCCUGGGUGGGAUGAUUAUGGGCCGGAAAGCUUGGACAACGGACGUUCAUUAAUAUUGUUCACUCACCUAAUUUUUACCACGCGAUACCACUUGGUACCUAAUAUACUCG